UCAUAAACAUGGGGUCUUCAGCAAGUACCAGAAGGAUUUCGUCAGCCAGGAAAGUUGAAGGCCCUUCCUCACUCAACGAAGUACAUGCUGGUGGACCACUAGCGGAAGGGCAGAGCAAACCGUUGACCAAAGACGAUGCUGUUGUAGUUCCAGAUGAAACCGAUGGCGGUCCUUCACAACCGAAAGCGAUUGCUUCACCGAACUCCAAUGGAAAAGCGGAUGCUCAGAAUGUCGCGAUUCAGCAAGAAGGCACUAUCGACGAUGCUUCAUCGGGGACAUUGACAGACAUUUCAGAUAUUCUUCUCGUUGACUCUGCAGCUGCUAAAGCAAAACGGAUCGAAGAGUUCAGUGACGAGGUAAAACAAUGCCUUACCCUUGUCAAAGCCAAUAUCAAGCACAUUCAGGAUUGUAAAUGUUUCCCAUGUACCUCGUGUCUUGAACGGAUGGAUGCCAUCCGCACAGUUUCAUAUAACGACGACCUUGAUCUGAGCGCUGUAGCGGAUGGUUUGGGCAUUGACACGGACUACUGCAAAAUGUUUGCUUAUACGUGGAAAAAGGGAGAUAUGGUACAGAAGCUUGAGGACGCUGAUCAACAAGAAGAACUAUCACAUGAGCUCACACACAUGUUCACAUUCUAUAACGCACUGCUUGGUUCCGGUUGGAACUUUACUGAUGAGUCUGAUUACUUCUGUUUACAAAUGGAAGAAGAUGGAUGCCUGUCUUUGAUUGUCGAUUGGUUUUUACACCUCGUGAAGAGUGAUACGGCGAUGAACAAAUGGGUAGAUGCAAUGAUUUUUGAAGCGAUAAACAUGUUUCAAAACGCCUUCAGAAGAGUGCCGACUCUGACUCCCAAGCAUCAUCGGGCAGUGCCUGCCUUGCAGAAAUUUGGCGAGUCGGAAGACAGCUUGACACAGACAAUGGCAUUCAUGACGUUGGCAAAGCUGGUGAAGAAAGAAGAGGCCGACAAGCUUUCCACCAACUACACCUGCAUCGUAUCACUACUUUCGCUGCUGAAGAAAUGUCUCUCCAAUCCUGAUCAUAAGGCAGAAUCACGCCGAAAAUCAUCCAAGGAGAAAAUUGGAAAAUCUAUUAUUAUUCAUGCAGAGGAGUUAGUUAAAUCAGUAGAUGAUCUGGCAAUCAACGACAACAACAAACGGCUGAUAGUUGAAAAGGGGGGCAUUCCUAUCCUCGCUAAAUUGCUCCAACAAGAUUGUUCCGUGGAGGAGAAGACUUCUGCCGCCAACGGAAUCUGGAGACUAGCAUUUCUCAAGGAAAAUAAAGAAAAGCUGCGAAAAGAACAGGGUAUUAUCUACAAUCUGACGGAGAAUUCCCAGAGUAAAAACGAAAAUCUCCGCAAUGCUUGUAUGGGCGCUCUCUUCGAGAUCUACGAAUCCAAACUUCCCGAAGGCCUGACCCACAAGAAAACAGAUGUCGAGUCACAGCAGAGGGCGCCGUCGGACAGUGCGAAGUCCCGUGGACACAUCAUGCUCAGCUACAAAUGGGAACACCCGUCUAAACCUGUGAUGCGAGAGUUCAAGAAACAGCUGCGAAAAAGAGGCUACAACGUGUGGAUGGAUGAAGACCACAUGAUGGGUGAUAAAAUCGGUGCCAUGGCAGAAGCCGUAGAGAAUGCUGAUAUGAUCAUAGCUUGUAUCACACGUGGUUACCAAGACAGUCAAGACUGCCGUACAGGUGAGAAAAGAUUUACCUCUUCUUCUGAUCAAUGCCAGUCGUCCAUGUGCAAAAGGUCAUAAUUCGCUGACACCAGACUUGGUGGAAAUACCUUUGAUGGUUGUACAAGUCUGCCACAGCAUAACCGUUGUUCAAUCAAGAAAUACCCUCAGAGAGUCUACGAGAGAGGAAAAUGUAAGAAAUUGACUUUACAUUAUGAGGGAAUGCAGAGCAUAAAAUAGGG
This is a messenger RNA of Strongylocentrotus purpuratus (purple sea urchin), 1915 nucleotides long. RefSeq lists its product as uncharacterized. The transcript has 3 exons. Gene Ontology annotation, biological process: signal transduction. The record is from RefSeq and is a predicted model, not a curated record. Gene Ontology annotation, molecular function: protein binding. The coding region runs from base 9 to 1754 and encodes 581 amino acids. NCBI's taxonomy places the organism in Eukaryota, Metazoa, Echinodermata, Echinoidea, Camarodonta, Strongylocentrotidae.